Penicillium hordei is the source of this 747-nucleotide messenger RNA. RefSeq names its product BTB/POZ domain-containing protein. The record is from RefSeq and is a predicted model, not a curated record. The transcript has 4 exons. Gene Ontology annotation, molecular function: protein binding. Gene Ontology annotation, biological process: protein homooligomerization. Bases 1 to 747 code for a protein of 248 amino acids. Lineage: Eukaryota; Fungi; Ascomycota; Eurotiomycetes; Eurotiales; Aspergillaceae.
AUGUCCAACGAUGAAGGCACGGCCCAAAAUCCACCUCGCACCCAAGCCAGACAGAUAACUCUGCAGGUGGGGGAGCGCCGAUUUGUCACUACUCUUCAAACACUAGUACCUGAGAGCAACUUCUUCGCCUCCCUGUUGUCUGGGCGGUGGGACGAUGCACUGACCGACGGUUCUUACUUCAUUGAUGCAGAUCCGACUCUAUUUGAACAUAUCCUACGUUAUCUUCGGCGUAGGGUGCUUCCGAUAUUUUACGAUAUCAGCAAAGGACAUGACCACGCGUUGUAUCUAGCCCUUCUUGAAGAGGCAAAGUAUUUCCAAAUUGCUCGACUCCAAGAAUGGCUUGAAAACAAAAAGUAUCUCUAUGCGCUAUCUGUGGAGUGUUUCAUCGAAGAAGAUGAAGGAACUCCAUGUCCUACAACACUGUCCACGGAUACAAGCGUGGAGUACUACCCUGAAUGGGGAACUAAAAGGGUGCAGUGCAUGAAAGCAAGAGGAGAUGCCGAUGCAGUUUAUGACGAGGAACCAAUGUUGAGGUUGCUGGUGGUGAAAAAACGGACAGUCUUUGAUAUGCAGGCUUGUGUGGCCGGCCAGUUCCAGAUUGACAAUGAAAGCGAGCCCUUUUCUGAAAUCGAAGAAGUAUCACAUUGGUGCCCAGAGCUCGGUGGAUGGUAUGACACUGAUGAAGAGGCCGAACAAAAUUAUAUCAACGACAACGUAAUUCGUCUCAUUGAGGAGAAUAGCUCGUAA